UAGCGAUUUCGCCCAGCCGUGCGGUGAUCAUCUGCUGCGCUUUCUGUCAAGCUAAUGUAUAGGAACGAGAAGUUUCUUCAGCUUCUGAAGCCGUAACCGGACUGUCGUCUGUUCAAAAGUAAAGCAAAGGAAGUGGAGCUCAUUUCAUGAGUAUAACCAGUCCUUUCGCUACUUUAAUGUCGAUGUGAACAUUGGCUAGCAAGAACAAUGCUUUUUUGGAACAUGAGGUACCGGGGUACAGUUCUACAGAUCAUCUGGCUUUCGUCACUGCUUGUCGUCAGCAGUACUUUGGACAAUGAUCUCGAGGGUGAGGACUUGGCAGCGGAAGAGGAAGAAGAUGAGGAUGAAUUCGGCGGUGGCGAUGCCGGUGGCGGGUUCUGUCCCGACUCGCUGUUCCCAAAGCUCACGCUGCUGCGGCAUGUGACUCCGCGAGGCAAUGCCAGUGCGGGCCGGUUCACCAAGGUCGCGCACGCCUCGAGCCUUACGGACUGCACCAAGGCCUGCUGCGAGCAGGGCGCUUUGUGUAACCUCGUUUUUCUGCACGGCAGUUCAUGCUUCCUUGUACGGUGCCACUCAGCAGCUCUGUGCCAACCUCAGCAUCGGCCAAGCACCAAGUUUGACUCUAGCUUUAUGGUGAUAGUGCGUCCUCCGCAAAAAGGCUCAUCAGAUUCUUCACAUGAAUGGACCACUCAUUCAACGCCAAACUCCGAUGAAGACACAUUAUCUAAAUCGCAUGGUUGGAAAAACAGCAAAGGAAACGGGGACUCAUCCGAAGGAGCGCUGAAUAGCUCAAGUAUAUUGGUCUCCGCCAAUCAAGUGGUGGUGGGGGACACUGGACGCACGUGUGUCUACGGAAUACUGCAGCAGUGUCUUAAGAACGAGGAGUGUGUCACGUCUGGUCAGCGGCGGCGCACGGGCACAUGCCGCUGUCGGCAGGGCUUCAGCCGGGAUCCGGUUUCGGGGUCCUGCACGGAACCCCGGAACACCUCCCUUAGCAACCAGGCUGUUCCCACUGCAUCCCCAUUAUCAUCGUCCACAACAAAAGCAGCAGCUGCCGUCUCGCCAACCACGACGACGCCCUAUCCUCUCAUUGUGUCAGCCGGGGAGAACAAGGAACUUCACCUUCCUGAGAAUGAGGUGGUUCUCUCGGCAUAUGCUCUCCAAGGAGGUGGAGAUGUGAACCAGUUUCGGUAUCAGUGGACACUGGUUUCACACCCCGAUGGCGAGGAGACUGGGGUCAUGCAGGACCAGAACACCCAGGCAUUGAAGCUGUCACACCUGCGGGAGGGACUUUACACAUUCCGUGUUGCAGUGACGGGAAACAACUCCUACGGUGAAGCCACAACCAAUGUGACAGUUCUGCCACCAAAACGCAUCAACAAACCUCCUGUGGCCAUCAUUCAGCCGGACAAUGUUACUGUCAAGCUUCCCAGCAAGGACACUGUCUUGGAUGGCUCAUUCAGCACAGACGACGACAAAAUAGUGCAAUACCACUGGGAACCCGUGACUAUUCCGAUUGGCUACAGUCCCAAGCUGAACGACACUCCAACAGUCCAGCUGAAAGACCUCAUUCCCGGAUUCUACCAGUUUAUGCUCAAGGUGACAGACUCUGAUGGUGUCACAAACACUACCAGUGCAAAUGUGACUGUGCUAAAGGAGAUGGACUACCCGCCAACGGCCAAUGCUGGACCACAGUCUGUUGUCUACAUGCCCAAUAACGAAGUGACGCUGAAUGGCAACCUGAGCACUGACGACAAGGGCAUCAAGAGCUGGGAAUGGACAAAAAGCCCCGACACGGACAAGCACGUUGACAUGGAAGGAACCACCAGCCCAUACCUGCACCUGUCGAACAUGGAAGUGGGCGUGUACAAAUUCCUUCUGAAGGUCACCGACACAGCCGAUCAGACAGCAACAGCCGAGGUGCACGUGUUUGUCAAGCCAGCUUCCAACCAGGCCCCGACGGCGGACGCUGGCAAGGACGUCCGCGUCUCGCUGCCCAUCGAUAAGCCGCUCGUGCUGGACGGCAGCCACAGCUCGGACGACGUGGGCAUCACAUCGUGGCACUGGAGCCAGAUUCAGGGCCCCAAGCCAAGCCUGAUUGAAGCGCCCAACAGUUCAGUGACAAAAGUCUCGAACCUUGGUCCGGGAGAGUAUGUAUACAAGCUGGAGGUCGUGGACGCCAACAAUCUGACCAGCUCAGACAACGUUUCCAUCAUCGUUACCCAGAACAAAAAUGCUCCACCCAAGGCCGAUGCUGGUGGUGACCGUACCGUUUUCCUUCCUGUGGAUGUUGUCUCCCUUAAUGGGUCACGGUCGGCGGACGAUGUGGAGAUCAUUUCGUGGCGUUGGACACGAGAACCUUCGUCGUUGGCAGCGGGGCACAUUUUGGAGAACUCUAGCUUCUCGCCGAUUCUGCGUCUAUCGGAGUUGAUCCCUGGCCGGUACAUGUUCACGCUGACCGUGUCCGAUGCCCAAGGCGCCACAGGGCAAGACACCGCGUCCCUCAUUGUGAAGCCGACACCAAGCCUGGCACAACAGGUGGAACUGCUCUUGGAUGUCGACAUCGAGACGUUCACUCAGGAGCAGCUGGACACGGUGUUGAAGCAGCUUGAAUUGCUGUUGCACGACGGAGAGUCGCUGCGAGUACACCUGGUGGACCUGAACUACCAACAAGACUCUCGAAGGGUCCGAAUCAUCUUUGUGGCGGAGAAGGAAAAUGCCAAGGGCUCUUGGGUGCUGUGUCGGGGUCCCCUCAUGGUUGCUCGACUGAAGCAGAGACUGAGGACGCACAGUGCACUGCUUGACUGGGAUGUCAUCUCGGUGGACACAGUUGUGUGCCAGAACGAGUGCUCUGGGCACGGUACAUGUGACAUGUACAGCAAGCGCUGUGUCUGCGAAGCUUUCUGGAUGGAGGACUUUGUCCGUGCCAGCCUAGGGGACCGUGAGAGCAACUGUGACUGGAGUGUCCUGUAUGUCAUCAUCAUUGCCUUCCUGCUGCUCAGCGUCCUGUCCACAUCCCUGUGGGGCCUGGCCUGCUUCUGUUCAAGGAUGCAAUUCCGGCGGCCAAGAAUCAAGAGGAAUUACACACUGCUAAAGGAUUCCCGUGACAUUGAGAAGGACAGUCUGGACCUCAUACCCAAAGGCAAGACAUUGACAACAAGCUUGAUGGCUUCGGAUUCGGAUUCGGACACGCUUUUCGAGACACGCCCCCGACCAUCAGUGGCUGUGAAGCCGCUGACUGGCAACCACCGCACAGGGAUGUCCAAUGGAGGUUUGAAAAACAGGGUGCAUACCUGAGGGCAGCACCUGACCACUACUGGGGACUCCCCAUCUGACAUUUUUGGAGGGAGGAGCCAAUCCAAUCCAUCCCACCCAUUCCAGCCAAGGUGCUUGCUGGUGUGGCUCAAUGGCUGCCCAUGUGGAAAGUCGGCCUCUCUCGAAACAGUAGAGCAAAGAAUGGGGCUAGUUUGUACAAAAUACGACCAGUUGUGUUGAGUAGAAUGUAAAAAACACUAUGACGAAUGUUUGUAUGUGAACGAGUCAACCAAGAGGUGCCACAAAAGCCUGCUCCUUUGGUUCGUGCAUAGUCGUGUGUGUUUUGUAUUACAUUGUAUUUUGUUUAGUUCGGCUAUUAUGGUAGCAGGCCCUCUUGAUUAUUCAACACGUGACUACAUAGGCGUUGGUGGAAGGGGGCAAUUGCACAGCCAUUCACCUGCAACUGGCACUUCGCUUUCAUGACACCAUUGGUGACAAAUCGGACACUAAUGACUCAUUAUAUCGAAGUAAUAGUGAAGCAAAAACAUUGGCACGUUCGACACUUGUUAGAAGAGUAUACAUGAUUUAGAGCAAAUAAAUUGUCUGUUGGGCUCAUGCCAAAACGAAAGGAAAUGUUAGAAUUAAUUGUGCAGCAACCGUCGAUGAUGUUUGUCAAUGUAAGUGGGUUUGCUGAAUGCUUCAAGAAAGCUAUUCGUCUUAUUAAAGGAAUGGUGCUGUUGAUGGCGUAUUUUUGUUGCACUGAGGAUAUUUAGGCAGCGUUUGUUAUUUUGUUCCGUAAUUCCACAAAGAACAGAAACAGCACAUCUCUAGCCGUAGUAUAGGUGGACAGCACGUGUGUCUCAAGGAGCUGUAGUAGUUGAUGUUCAGCAGUGAACGCACCCUGCAACUUAAUCACGCAAAUGCAUGCACCAUACGUGUUUGUGCCUUUGUAGAAGUGGUGAAAGUCCAACCUGUCCACCGACCACAAAAACAGGCGAAGGAGCCAAAGAAAGUUAUUCACUUUAAAGAAAAUUUAGUUCUUCUAUAUAAGCAUGUAGCAUUCUUGCCUCCUCUUUACCUUCUUCUCUGAGUUAUGUUAACUAUGUUGGGAGGAAUUCAUGCACAUCUGUGGGUUUUAAAUGCCUUGUUUUCAGGGUCAGGCAGUAUGGAAGACGCAUGUAUCUUAGAUACUAUCUUAGAUAUUCUUUGGGUAUCUUGUACCAGUAUCAUGAUACAUCUGGGAAGACGUGUAUCAGUAUCUGUAUUUCCAGUACAUGAAGGAAUGUAUCAGGUGUCUUAGAUACAAGAUACUGCUAUCGCAACAUCGUCAUGCGAAACUACACAUUGGCUGGACUCAGCCUUCAAAGCUGAUACUGCUGCCAUUAAGCCAGCUGAAUAAAACUAAAGGCAGCGACAUCCUUUUAUCUUUCCGCCAGAGCCCUCCUGCGAGGGCAGAUGAUGAGGUAUGUGCAUGCCUAUUGGUAGAGCAGAGUCGCGUGGUGGCGCUCGUGCCAUCUCAACAAACGGUAAUACGUUUACGGUACCAGGUAAAAUUCCACAGUGGUAUUUGCGCCAUCGUGCAGAGGCUUCUUUUUAACAUUCUCGUAAUUAGAUGGCGACCCACUAGCUGGCUGGAAAGCAGAGCAACGACUACCAUCAAUUGCAAAAGUGACAAGCAAAAAUAGCUGAUGUCGCAGCAUAUAAAGAGCUUUCAUGUUGUUAAGCAGCUAAGGCAACCCCAAUAAAUUGUUUCGCAAAGAAAAUAUUAUACCUUGAGCAAAAAAGACAAAAUUGUUUAUAUACUAACAGACAUUUCAUUAAAAUGAUACGAGGUCAGUCUUAGUUAAAGGAUUUCUAAGGCAAACAUUUUCGUUCAUACUCAUUUGCUGCUGCAUUAAGUAGAUCUGUAAUAAGAAAUUUGCGAAUGUAUCAAGGUAUCUUUAGAUACAAAUGGGAAGUAUCGUAUCAGGUACAAUAAUCGGCAGUAGUAUCUUAUAUCUGUAUCUCAAAUACUUGUUGCCCAAGUAUCUUUUAUCGUAUCUUGAUACAAGUGCAAAGUAUCUUUGCCCAGCCCUGCGUGUUUUUGCCUGCUUGUGAAAUCACAGCACAGAGCCUUGGCACAUAAAGCGCACAAACAGAAAUAGGGUUUGCCGAAACGCAGAUGAACUCGAACUUUCUUCUCUGGCACGUAACCACUGUACUGUAUACAAAGGACCCCCGUACUAGGUUUGGUCAUUGCAAAUAGACAAGUGCCGCGCGCAGAUGACAUGCUGGCGAUCAUGCCUGCAAAGUAGCAGACUGUCGCACGGAAUGAAAAUAUCUGAAAUUUUAAACAAAAGCCUGCAUGCCCGUCCUCACGAGGGAGCUUUGCUUCCUGUUGAAGAAUCAAGGCUGCACGCGUAGUCAAGGUCAAUGCAUUCGCAGCAGGAAAAAUGCACCUUGAAGGGUUUUUUAGUACUUGCACCUGUUCUCUUUUUCUCGAGUGUGAAAGUAGUUGCGAGUGAAUAGUUGUGCUUAUUUAUUAUGAUAGUAAUUAAUAUUUUCUUUUGCCUUUUGAACUUUGCGCUCUCACAGCUCUUAGUGAUUGCACUAGUUUGUGCUGCCUCACCUCUGUCACUAUACAUUCGAUGUGUUCAUGUGUAUUGUGUAAUGCUGACGUGUGAAAAUGGGGUCACAGAUAAAAUGCUCUUCUUUACACUUAAAUUAGCCACAUUAUACUUGGCAAAUUUAUGUGAAGCGCAUAACUACCUAUAGAGUCGAAUGUCAUCAUAACGAAGUCUCAGAUGACGUGAAAAUGCCUUCGUUAUAUUUGAUGGUCAUUAUAAGCAUAUGUUCAUGACACGCUGGCAUUGGCUAGAAACAGGUUCAUUUCAUGAUGCCAGAUAAUUUGUUAUAUGCACGGACCCAGUCAAGCCUUCUUAGACUUUUUGUCGGUGCUCCAAACAUCUGAUGGAUGUUGAACAAAGCGCAAUUGAAAAUUGAAUUGAACAUUCGUGUUUACUAUAUUGAGGUUCGGCUGUAACAUGAUUUCUUUGAAUGCUGUUUUCAUUCCUUUCAUUGCCUUACGACAGAGCACAGAAUCAAUAUCAAACCCCCUCUAGGCUGUGUUUGCAUGUUUGGUUGCGUUGAACCAUUUAAGCCUUGCCUAUGGGCUUGAGUUCUACAGCAGCCCUAGCAGGAUGUCAUCCCACAAUGCCCGGUCGUGCACUGAAUUCGUUGCAAGCUGCUGCUUUAGCUAACCUCUUGGCUGAAAGGUUGUGUGCAGUGUGCCAGGGACAGGUGCACCUCAGAAGCUAGUCCAAUUUGCCAGCAGUGUGGCAUGCAGAGGCCACUUGCAACUGCAAAACUCGUGUGAUAAAGUACCACCUCAGAUCAUGCCAGUUGUUCCUGUGCGUAGAAUGGUGUGACUAGUUCGUAGCCACGUGUCUGUGUAACUGAGCGCGAGUUGUGAAACAUUUAGUAUAGCGGUGUCUUUUUAAAAAUUUUGAUCUUUCUGCCUGCCUUGGCACAGUGGGAGAAAGCAUCUGCAUAAAAAGAAGUCCUUUUUUGUGUGUGUGUGCAUGUGUGCUGAAAGUUUUUAAGAUGGUGGAAUAUGUGUGUAGUCAUGUUGUUUAAUAUGUGUUGUGUACAGCAUCUGCUUGGUGUGCAGCUGUCAAGCUUGUUUUGUUUUUUGCACUUGUUUUGCUCUUCUAGCCAGAUUUCGUAAGGAUCUUUUGUGCGUGUGCACGCAUGUGAUCAAUGAUUGAGACACUAGUUUAUUGUGAGUUGCAUGCUGUGUCUAUAGAAAUGAUGCACGGUGUGUGGGAUGCCACAAAUUUGCUGUAUUACUGUGCUAGGUGUUCUGUAUGUUUCAGUGUCCUCUCCUUUUUUUCACCUUUUUCUUUUACAACGGCAACACACUGCAGCAUUUGGUUGAGACCCUUUCGUAGCACAGCAAGCUGCUUGCCAUUCGUUGUUUUUUUAGGUGACAGUUUUGCAUGUUAGUCACUGCCUGCAUCCUUACUACAGACAACUAAUUUAGUGAACAACUUUUUGGGCAAGGCAAUAUUGUUUGGAUGUGCUUGAACAAUACUGUGCUCAAGCUAUGCCUGGUCAGUGUACUACUAGAGCUGUAGGUGUUUCAUUGCUGUGAGUCUUCAGCAGCAUUUGUAUAGUUCGUGCAUUCUAAAUGCUCACACGUUUCUUGCCUGUGCCGAGUUCUGUGCAAUGUAACAUUGUUAAUAUGGAUGUGCCUUUAAUUGGAACGACCUUCAGUUUGCAGCACUCAGGCUUGUUUAGAAGAUGGACUUGCUUGGCAUCUCUGUACACAUGAUUUCCCAAUAAUUCAGUACUCUAUGACGAUUCUCAGGUUUGCUACCCAUAUCUUAAGGUAUUCCAGCUAAUGCUGUCAUGUCACAAUGUAGAUAUAUGUUUAAUGAACACACUGGCUGGAACAAAUGUUUUGAACAAAGUAACAAGCUAUGGCCCAUUUUAUAUGCACUUUGGCAGCAGCGAGCCUGUGGCCCUCAAGAAACUUGCAGUCCCAUAUCCUAUCAGUCUAUUAUAUCGAAAAUUUAACAAAAGUAACUGUGUUUUCAAGUUAGCUCAGUGUAGAAGAUGCCCUUUAUACAUUUUCGAACAAGAGAAACUCUUAUCAUGUCACAAAUGCAGAUAUCCAUAAAUUUUCGUGUAUUGUGCUGCAAAUUUGAUUUGUAUAUUUGCGAUUAUCUGCAGAUAAAAAUGUCAAAAUCUGCGGUGAUUCUGCUUUGCGGCGCAACUGUGGCUCCCCAUUGUCUGUCUUGCCCGCUCCAUAUCUGUGGUGAAAAAUCGGAAGCUUGCCAGUGCCUGUGCUUGUAAACAGCAACAUCCCUGAAACUGUGGUAGUAAAUGGAUACCAUAGUAUGGGUUGUUGCUCUUGUAAUAACUCUUGUCAUAAAAUUUUAAGAGGUUCGACACCCUAUUGUAACACAUAGGCAGAGAAAUGCUCUAAUGCAAGUGACUUGCAUUAAUGUUGAAGUUCCCGUGGCUCUUUUUAAAGAGACAUUGGCAAAAAAUAGAAUGGCUGGAAUGGGCAGUGUCCUGUACUGUUAAGACUUCUUUACUGGUCUCCUCGGUCGUCCGAGCCAUUCUCAAUCAACACAUACACUCACUUCUCCAUGCCUUAAGCAACACAUAAUUGCAUAACAAAUCUGAAUGUCUGGAUGUUGUUUCUAAUAAGAAAGCACUUUGAAAUAUAAUUGUGUUUUCUUCUUUCCCUUUCUUUUCUGGUUCUCCAGUCAGUAAAGUAAAUGGCUCUGAUGCUAGUGUUUCUGAAUUUUGAUAGCAUUUCCCUUGCCUCCUGUACAACACUGCCUUGAUAAAAUUUAAGUAAAUUGUUGUUAGAGAUGCUAAAGGGCAAAUGCCAUUUGUGCGGUGCCUAUAGUCUGGUCGCAGUGCGUUUAAUGCUGACUUGGCAGGCCAUUUUACUCAUAUGGGUGUCUGUCCGAGCUGUGCAUUUUAAUUUGAAUCUGCCUUUUGUUGCUGUUACGCUGCUGUGUUCUGGCUGUUUUAGACAUUUUGGCUUCGUAAGCAUUGCUAACUGGGGAAGCAUUUCUGUAAUAAGCAGCCUUCAUUCCUCAAGGGAAGCAUUUAAACCACAAUAAGCAGUAAGCUGAGGCAACAGUUUUACAAAGGUUUGUUAUGCUUGUGUGAUGACUGUGAAUUAUCAUGCGAGUCAAUAUUUAUAUAGUUCAGCUGCGCCUUUUAUGCAAGUGCUUUGUUAAUAUUAAAGUGGUUAACAGUGACUUUUUGAACUUUUCGAUCAAAAUAAGGAUGAUUAGUCUGAAACAAGUUAAUGUUCUAUUUCAGCUUUAACAGCCCCUGUGUCCAUCCUGUGUAUAUUUAUUAAGUUUUGUCGGUCCACAAGCUGUUGGCAGGACAGAUUAUGGAUCAGAUAUCAGGCAUGUCGUUUCACAAGCAAGUUUAUCUAUUGAGCAAAUUAGCGUCUGACCUACCAAGGUCACACAUGGACAUUGUAUUAAAAAAUGUUCAUAGUACAGUUUCAUAGUUAUUUAACCAGUUUUGCUUUUAUUAAGGUAAAUAAAUAUACAAUAUGAGUUUAUUUAUUUCAGUAGUAGUCCUUCCUUAUUGUGAAUUUUAUUCAGCUGCUUGCUCAGAGUCUCAGUGUACUGUGAUUUGUUUAUUUGUGCCUACUGUGCGGACAAACCUUGUUGUAAGAUUUGGAAUGCUUUACCAGAAAUGCAACAAAGGCUUGGGAAGCUGAACAACAAAAGUGUCAAAAGUGGUGCUCUUUACAGUAAUCGUGACCACAUGCUUGAUUUGCACUGUGUGCGGUUUUCAGCAUAAUCGACAUUGACAUAUACACUUCUUGUUGACAUAAGUUCUUGUUAAAGACAUUUGGCAACAUGUAAUUGCGGUGUGUUUAUUUCGUGUGUGUGCCAUAGUUGUGCGAUAUCAUAGCAUUGUGAUAUCUGUCAAAGUUGUGUGCUCUCUUUUUUUCUAGUGAGAGGUUGCAUGUACGCAUGAGUGAAGAAAAUAUGUGUGUGUGCUUGAGAAACUCUAGUCGUAGGGGCUUUUGUACUUGGGAGGGGAAAAAAGAGAAAUAAAUGGAGUGUCUCAUGAAA
Molecule: messenger RNA, 9857 nt
Organism: Dermacentor andersoni
Lineage: Eukaryota; Metazoa; Arthropoda; Arachnida; Ixodida; Ixodidae
Product: dyslexia-associated protein KIAA0319-like protein
Biological process (GO): neuron migration
Cellular component (GO): membrane; cytoplasmic vesicle
Source: RefSeq, a predicted model, not a curated record